CACCAGCUGAGCAAUGCACACCGCAGACCUGUAGCAGACUUACAUCAUCUUCAACAUGAAGAUACCCAUAGUGCCAAUGCUUCUAACUCUGGCUCUUUGCCUCAUACAAGAUGCUGCCAGUGGGAAUGCAAAUCAGGAAACAUGCAGUGAAUUUCAAGCAUUGAUGAAAAAUGGGAAACUGUUCUGUUCUCAAGACAAAACAUUUUUACAAACUCCUGAUGGAGUCAUGUUCAUCAAGAAAUGUGCCUCUUGCAAAAUGAUACUGGAACAGGAAGCAAAAUCCCAGAAAAAAGCUAGACACUUGGCAAGAGCCGCUCAAAAUACUGCCCCACCACAGCUGAAUUGUGAAGAUUUUAAGAAAGUGGGCAACACUGAGGAAUUUAUCUGUACCACUGAUACUUCUGCAGUUUGUGGCACAGAUGGUAAAACGUAUCGCAGCAGAUGUGACCUGUGUGCUGAGAAUGCGAAAAGCAGGAAACAAGUUAGCAUAAAGAAUGAAGGACACUGUGACAGCACUAACCCAGAGCAGGAUAUGUGCAGUGAUUUCCUUGCCUUUGUGAAAGAUGGAAGACUUGAAUGUACAAAGGAGAGUGAUCCACAUUUUGGUCCUGAAGGGGAGGCACAUGGCAAUAGGUGUUCUAUGUGUGCUGAGCUCUUUUUAAAAGAAGCUGAAGAAAAGGACAAACAACAAGAAGGAAACCGAACUCGAAGAGACGCUGAGAAGGAACUGUGCAAGGAAUUUGAAAACCAAGUGAAGAGUGGAAGACUUUUUUGUACCAGGAAAAGAGCCCCAAUCUAUGGUCCUGAUGGCAGGAUUCAUUACAACAAAUGUUCCCUGUGUGCUGAGAUAUUCAUGAAACGUUUUUUGGAAGAAAAAAGCAAAACAACGCAAAACCGGAGAAAUGCUAGAAAUAAAGCAAAAGAUGAAAAACAAACUGAGGUGAGGAAACUCUGUAGUGAAUAUCGAAAGCAUAUGAAGAAUGGAAUACUUAUCUGCUCCAGAGAAAUUGACCCUAUUCAUGGUCUAGAUGGGAAAUUGCAUAUUAACAUGUGUUCCAUGUGCCAAGCAUUCUUCCAAAAACAAGCAGAAGAAAAGAAGGCUGAAGUCCAAGCAAGAAACAAACGGUUUCAAAAGUCACUUUCAUAUGAAGAGAUUUGCCGUGAAUACAGGCCGUACAUGAAGAAUGGAAAACUUCCUUGCACAAGAGAGAAUGAUCCCAUCUAUGGUCCAGAUGGGAAAUAUCCCAGAAAUGUCUGUUACAUGUGUGCAGCUUUCUUCCAACAAGAAGAAAAAGCAAGAAAAAGGGCUAAAAGAGCAGCUACAAAGGAAGACUGUAAUGAAUUCCGGGACAAAAUGAGGAAUGGAAUGCUCAUGUGCACCAGGGAGAAUGACCCUGUCAUUGGGUUAGAUGGCAAAAGACAUGCAAACAAGUGUGUCAUGUGUGAAAAUAUGUUUAAACUUGAAGAAGAGGAAAAAAAUAAUCACCGAAAAGAAAAUGAGAAAGCUACUAUGGACAAAGUGAAGAGAGAAGCAAUCCAGAAACUAUGUAAUGAAUAUCGUUCCUACUUGAGGGAUGGCUGGCUACCCUGUACCAAAGAGAAUGACCCUAUCAGAGGCCUAGAUGGAAAAAUCCAUGGCAACACCUGCUCAAUGUGUGAGGCCUUCUUUCUGCAAGAAGCAAAAGAAAAGGAAGCUGCAUACAGAGCAAAAGUGAAAAGAGAAACUGAAAAGGGCACCUGCAAUGAGUUCAGGAGCCUUUUGCAAGAUGGAAAUAUUUUCUGCACACGAGAAAAUGAUCCUGUGUUUGGCCCAGAUGGCAAGAAACAUGGCAACAAGUGUGCCAUGUGCAAGGCAAUCUUUAAGAAAGAAAGUGAAGACAGAAAGAAAAAAGAAGAGGAAAGUCAGAGAAUCACAUCAGGGCAUGGUUCCGGUAGUGGCAAAGGGAAAGAUCAGGACAUCUGUGCUGAGUUUCGAGGAAAUAUGAAAAAUGGAGAACUCAGCUGUACUCGGGAGAGUGACCCUGUACGUGGUGCUGAUGGGAAAUCAUACAACAAUAAAUGUUCCAUGUGUAAAGAAUUGCUGCAAAAAGAAGCAGAGGAAAAAAAUAAAAAUUCUGGUUCAAGAUCAGAUGAGAAUGGAUCCACAGGAAGAAAGGAUGUAUGUGAUGAGUUUAGAAGCCAAAUGAAAAAUGGAAAGCUUCUCUGUACUCGGGAAAGUGACCCUGUCAAGGAUCCAAAUGGCAAGAUACAUGGAAAUAAGUGUGCUAUGUGUAAGGAAAGGCUAGAAAAGGAAGUAGCUGAAAAGAAAAUGAAAGAUGAUGAAGUUAAGAGAAACACAGGAGAAAACAAAAAUGAAAAGGAGGAUCUGUGCCAGGAAUUCCGGAACAUGCAGAAAGAUGGAAAGUUUAUCUGCACGAGAGAAAAUGAUCCUAUUCGAGGUCCAGAUGGCAAGAUACACACGAGCAAGUGUGUCAUGUGUCAGACCAUUUUUGAGCAAGAAGCUAAUGAGAGAAAAAGGAAUGAAGAAAAAUCCAGUUCCAAGUCCUCAAAUAAUGAGCAGUGCAGAGAGGGUCCGAACAAAGCCGAGGCAAAGGAUGCAAAAUUUAGGCAGUCUGGGCAUGCCUUGGCCUCAGUUGCCAGGAUCAGUGCAGUGAGUGCAGUGAGCGCCCCCAAAUCAAGCUUUUGAAAACCCUGUAGCAGCAGAGGGAAGGGGCCCUAUUCACUUCCCUUUAUCAUUUUCUAGGACGAGUGCUUGGAGUUUCGAAAGAAGCUGAGGAAUGGUGAGCUCACCUGCACCCGGCAGAGGGACCCAGUGCGUGGACCUGAUGGAAAAGUCUAUAGAAACCAAUGCUUCCUAUGCAGAGCCAUCUUACUUCAAGAAAAGCUAUCACACACUAGAGCCACUGAGCAAGAAGGUAGCCUAGAGUCUUCCAGUUCUUCUCUGGAUUCUGAGAUGUGCAAACACUACCGAGUGUUGCCCAGGAUGGGUUAUCUUUGCCCAAAGGAUAUGGAACCUGUCUGUGGUGAUGAUGGCCAAACUUACAACAACCCCUGCAUGCUCUGUCAUGAAAACCUGAUACGGCAAGCUAAUACACACAUACGCAGCAAAGGGAGGUGUGAGGAGAAGAGCAUCCCAGAAGCAGUAUCUGCCAACACACUCACAUCUGGCAAAUGAUGCGAGAAUUGGUGAAAAUCACAAAGGAAAAUACACCUCCCCUUUCUAAACUGCAUACCUUUACCAUCUGAAUAUACAGAACUUCUUCAGGGCUUAUCUUUUUACUAUAGAAAAUAA
Molecule: messenger RNA, 3292 nt
Organism: Jaculus jaculus (lesser Egyptian jerboa)
Lineage: Eukaryota; Metazoa; Chordata; Mammalia; Rodentia; Dipodidae
Gene: Spink5
Product: serine peptidase inhibitor Kazal type 5
Exons: 31
Coding region: 56-2686 (876 amino acids)
Molecular function (GO): protein binding
Source: RefSeq, a predicted model, not a curated record